AUGGGAAAACUAGCCAGGCCACCAACAGGGAACACUUCCGAUGAUGAAGGCUCAAGCGAAGACGGUUCUGUUGAUCUUUCAGCCUUUGACGAGCCUACCCUUCCUUCCGAGGAUCUACCAGAUGUACCGAUUCCUCCCCUUGAAGGCGACCCCUUGGCUGAUCAAAACCCAAAGAUUCCCCUCGAUCUGACGGAGGACAAUGUGAUGGAAGUCGAUGGCAACAUUUUACGCCCAAGUUCAAACCCCGUAACUCGAAAGUUAUUACAAAACGAAGAUAUGGCACGAACCAUCUGUUCUAUGAUUGCAUUUGGAUGCAACCGGCGCCAUAACGGCUUACAGCUGAUGAACGGACUACUCUUCAUUGCAUGCGGAGUCACCGAGCGUGUUAACAAGUAUCUCAACUACGUCGGCAUAUCGUGCUCUCGGAAAACGGCACAUAUCGGUCUGGCGAGCCUCGGCAAAGAAUUUGAGAAGAAACUAAGGGAUCAGCUUGGAGACAAGGAUUCAAAUGUGUUUCCACCUUCGAUCUGCAUCGACAAUCUAGAUUUCCAACAAUCAAUCCACACAAAAUCUGUCGGACAAUCAAGCACCAUGUUUCAUGGCACAUGGGGUUACAUCCAUCGCUUACCCCACGAAUUUUUCCAAAGCCUUGAUAAUUCUGAGCUGACUCUAGCAGCAUUGAAACGUGCACUGAAAGAAGGCAUUUCUUUAGAAGUUCAACCUCGGCACUUUGGUCCAACACCGUCCAGCGAGCAACACUUCAAAGCCACCCUGAAAUCUCAGCUCACCGGUGUUCUCCUUCGUUUUGUAGCUUCCACAAAUGACAAGAAACAACUCCUUUCCACUCAACCACCACCUGUCAGACCAAUAAAACCGGAGAAGCCCAACCUGACUAUGCUGAAGCUCAUGAUGGCUUCUGACAAUUCAUCUGAAGGAAUCGGUGACGUCCUUUCAGGUCUCAUUAAACAGUCUGGCCUGACUGCCGAGGAGUUUUCAACCCGACUACAAGUUCUUGAAGGCGACCUGGGGACCUGCAUGAACAUCUUGAGCCUUCGAGAGCUUCGCAUCCCGGCCGGCUAUGCUAAAACGAGUCUUGCACACAUCCUGUCAAUCCCCGGUGCAGCUCAUACAAUGUGGAACUUUUCUCAGGCAAUUUUCCUGCAUCACUGGGGUGAUCAGACCAAUCGGAAGGACACUGGAGCGUGGCGCAUCCUCAAGGCUCUCGGAAUCCCCUCAGAAAAACCAGUAACCAAACGCGAUUUCACACUCAUGAUGACCAACAUGGAAAGGAUCCAUGAUGCUGAUCUUCUCUAUUGCAUUCUUGUUGUAAUGGGAAUAGAGAGCCAACCUGUCCCUGAAGAAUUGCCCACCAUGUCCCCAUCAUCGAUUGAGGAAAUUGUUGAGCGCACUUACGAUCGUUUCUUAUCCGGUGAGGCACUUGAGGAUGCAACACAAAAAAAACAAGACAAACUUGUCAAUCUUCUGUUACGGCUCCGAGAUUUCGCAACAGUCAUUGAAGUUAAUCGUGCCACAAAGGCAGGUGAUACAGGGAGGCUAAUGUACAUGUGGAAACGCUGA
This is a messenger RNA of Puccinia graminis f. sp. tritici CRL 75-36-700-3, 1578 nucleotides long. RefSeq lists its product as uncharacterized. NCBI's taxonomy places the organism in Eukaryota, Fungi, Basidiomycota, Pucciniomycetes, Pucciniales, Pucciniaceae. Bases 1 to 1578 code for a protein of 525 amino acids. The record is from RefSeq and is a predicted model, not a curated record. The transcript has 4 exons.